This is a messenger RNA of Cuscuta europaea, 1564 nucleotides long. NCBI's taxonomy places the organism in Eukaryota, Viridiplantae, Streptophyta, Magnoliopsida, Solanales, Convolvulaceae. The record is from the annotation of a GenBank genome assembly.
AAUUGGUGAAUUUAUUUAGAUCUACUGUUAACUGUUUCUUGAAUGAAUGAGCGCAGCAAAGCGAGAACUAUACGCCGGCGGGUCGGAUCCGCAGCCCGGACAGAGCAACCAUCAUGCACCCUCUUUCCAAGAAGCUGAAACAACCAUCUUCAUAUUUCUCAUUCUUCUCUCCUUCUUCCCUAUUUCUUUGUCUACUCUGUGUUGCCGCUCUCUUCUUUAGGUUUUUGCUGUUGAAGUCCUCUCCAUCUUCACCUCCAAAUGACAGUCCCACCAACCGGGAACCGUUGUUCUCUCCUUCUUGCAAUGUUUCGCAUGGACGGUGGAUCUAUGACCCGACAGUCAAGUCUCCUCGCUAUGAUGAUACCUGCAAGGAGAUAUACAAGGGAUGGAAUUGCAUUGGGAGGAACAAAAACAAUGCGCUCGAUAUCUUCAAGUGGCGGUGGAAACCCUACGAGUGCAAUCUCCCUCAGUUCAAUGCUCUCCAAUUCCUCGACCGUUUCAGAAACACCAAUAUUGUGCAGGGUUUAUUGGUGACUCCUUAAAUAGGAACAUGUUUGUCUCCUUGUUUUGUACUUUAAAACGAGUGUCUGGUGAAGUGAAGAAAUGGCAUCCUGCUGGUGCAGAUCGUGGCUUUACCUUCCUCAAGUAUAACCUUACCAUUGCAUAUCACAGGACCAAUCUUUUGGCUCGUUAUGGUGGACAGCCAAUGCCAAUGCUGGUGUACUAGAAUCUCUUGGAUAUAAGGAGGGAUUCAAAAUUGAUGUUGACAUACCGGAAGGAACAUGGGCAGAUGCUCCAUUCUUCCAUGAUAUUCUUAUCUUUAACACGGGGCACUGGUGGUGGGCUCCUUCGAAGUUUGACCCAAUAAAAUCACCCAUGCUUUUUUUCAAAGAUGGGAAACCUGUCAUGCCUCCUGUACUGCCCGAAACAGGCCUUGAUUUGGUUCUUCAACAUAUGAUAUCAUAUAUAGAGGAAAGAAUUCGGGAAAAUACCAUCAUAUUAUUUAGAACACAGUCUCCCAGGCAUUUUGAGGGUGGUGAUUGGGACCAUGGUGGCUCCUGUCAGCGUACACACCCUUUGUCUCUUCAAGAGGUAGAAGAAUUUUUCUCUCUCAAGAAUAAUGGAACUAAUGGUGAGGCACACCUUGUGAAUCAACACCUUCGCAGGAACUUAGAUGGAACUAAAUUUAGAAUAUUGGACAUUACUCAUAUGAGUGAAUUCAGAGCGGAUGCCCAUCCAUCAACAGUGGGCGGGAAAAAACACGACGAUUGCAUGCAUUGGUGUUUGCCUGGACUUACUGAUACAUGGAAUGACUUGUUUAUAGCACAUAUUAAUUCAUUAACCAUAUAGAGCUCAGGAACUCAAGUGUGUUUUGCAGUUUGGAUCUUUUGUAUAACUGCCUUGAUUCUCAGUAAAUUUAGCCCCUUUUGUUUAUCAAAAUUAUUUGUUACCCUCAUAUGCAUUCACUCCUUGAUUCAUUCUUUGACGGUUUGACCGAUUAACGAUGACUAGUCCAUUUUAAAAUUUCACAUAGCCCACUUUAUAAAGGGUAAUGAAGUCUUAC